GCAGAUCGGAUCGUGCUUCUCGGGACCUGUUUAGAUUACGUGCUUUUCACAUAUUUCUAGAGAAGUAUUAAUUUUUCGUCUUUGCCUCACGACGAAAAAUUCUGUUUCACAUAACUUUAAUCUUCAGAUUUGUAUCGCUUAGUGUUAUUCGUCAUUUUUGGAGACAGAUAGUCUUUUGUGAAUGUUUCAAGAACAAUCAAGAGAUGAGGGAUUAAGAAUCUGAAAUUGUGAAAUCCUUAGCAAAAUUUGGACAUAGCAGGUUUACCUGUUUGACUGUUCAACUCGAAGUUACUUACAAGUACUUGUGAAGAAAAUAGAAGUGCUUAAAAAUGAAAAGGAGAAAAUCUGGUGAAGGCACAUGGUGUCUUUGCGAAAAUUGUGGAUCAAUAUUAUUUUAUACCAAUUUAGAAUUACAUCAAAAGGAGUUCUGCCCACCCUCCGCAGAGCUUUGGAAACAUCCUUUCAUUCUUGACUCCGUCAUAUACUCCUCUCUUGACACUCUUGAUGAUGAUGCUUACAAUUAUGUUCAUAUAUCAGAGGCAAUGAUCCGGCUCAAUAAACUGGUGAUCGGUGAAGCAGUACUCUUGAUUCAAAACAAACAAGUUGUGAUAAAACUUGUCCGCCAGUCAUUAGUACCUCAAAAUCAGAACUUCAAAAUAUUCAUCGCUGAGGAAGAGCUGAAAAAUAUUUCUUUUGAGAGAGGACCAGUGAAGGUUAAGAAAAUUGAUCGCUUGCCGCCACCAGCCAAAGAAAUAGUGUUUUCAAUUGCUGAUGGUGACGUGAAUCAUGAAAAAAUCAUGGAAUACUUGGCACAAAAUUAUCGAAAUCACUACUUCAAGAUUGGCUCAAAACUUUCCUUCACAUUUUACGGAACAAAGCUCACAGCCAUCGUCGAUUCAGCUGUUAAACAUUUUGAUGGGAAUGAUGUAGCUGUAAAUUUUAGCUAUUUGUCUUUGGAAGACGACAGUGUUGCCUCUGGCAACUUUGUUCAAAGUUGUGAAUCUACCAAAUGGACAUUAUCGGGCAGCUCCUCUCCGACAGAAAAAACUGGGGAGAAGGAGGUCUUCAUGUUAUCCAAAGUUGGAGGUCUUAGAAAUGUUAUCAGUCAGCUGCAAGAUAUGAUCAAGCUGUGUCUUUCCUCAAAAGAUGUUGGCAUCAGAAAACCUGCAAGUGGUAUUUUGCUUUUCGGCAUUCAUGGCACUGGAAAAACAAUGUUGAUGAAAUCGCUGGCAUAUUCCUUCAAUGUUAAUGUGGUAGAAGUUCAGAGUUCUGAAGUCUUCAGCAAGUACUUCGGAGAAAGCGAAACCAGAAUUAAGUCUUAUUUUGAAGAAGCGAGCAGUAAUGAACCAAGCAUUAUUCUUAUCGAUGAAGUCAACAUCUUGUGCCCCAGUCAUAAAGGAACAGAUCAGCAAAGGCGAAUCUGUGCAUCUUUAAUAUCUGCUCUCGACUCAGUGAGGUCUUCGAAGACUCGGCUUGUUGUUCUUGGAACCUGCACACAACCUCAGUUGAUUGAUCCAGCCCUAAGGAGACCUGGAAGGUUUGAUUUUGAAAUCGAAUUGCCAGUACCAAAAGUUGAAGAACGUCAUGAAAUCCUUAAGCAGCUCCUUUCAUCCAUCAAUAACAAUGUAGGUGACUCUGAAAUUGAAAGUCUCGCUAAAAUUGCUCACGGGUUCGUUGGUGCCGAUUUGGGGGCAGUGAUCAAUCAUGCUGGAACGAGGGCCAUGUUAGAACACACAAGUUCAUCGUCUGCGCCUGUUGUAACAAUAAACCAUUUGCAAUGUGCGCUAUCAUCUGUCAAUCCAACCGCCAUGAGGGAAGUCCUGGUAGAGGUGCCUCAUGUGUUGUGGAGUGAUAUUGGCGGUCAACACGAGAUAAAGCUGAAGCUGAGGCAAGCUGUUGAGUGGCCUUUAACUCACCCAGAAAGCUUUGUGCGACUUGGUAUCCGCCCACCUGCAGGAGUUUUACUUUAUGGUCCACCUGGUUGUUCAAAAACAAUGAUAGCCAAAGCUCUUGCCACAGAGAGCAAACUAAAUUUCAUCUCUGUCAAGGGCUCUGAACUGUUGAAUAAAUAUGUUGGUGAAUCAGAGAAAGCUGUGAGCACUGUAUUCUACCGAGCUCGACAAGUAACUCCAUCUAUAAUUUUCUUUGAUGAACUUGAUGCUCUAGCUGGAGAGAGAGGUGACGCAACUAGUGAUGGCGGAACUAACGUUCAGGAAAGAGUACUGGCUCAGCUAUUGGUUGAGCUUGAUGGAGUCUCCCCGUUGAAAAGUGUAACUGUGGUUGCAGCCACAAAUCGACCCGACAGAAUUGAUAAGGCGCUGCUUCGACCCGGAAGACUUGACAGGUUAAUAUAUAUACCUUUACCUGAUGCAGAGACAAGGAAAGAAAUAUUAACCAUUAAGUUCAGAAAAACACCUGUAUGCUCAGAUGUAGACUUGGAGUGGUUGGUCACCGCAACAGCUGGUUAUUCAGGAGCAGAGUUGGUUGGGGUAUGCCAUGAGGCAGCUUUGAAAGCUCUUGAAGAGGAUCUUGAGACAAUGGCUAUUUCUCGCUCUCAUUUUGACUAUGCGCUCACUGUUGUCACUCCUCGCACACCAACAACACUCCUCAACUUUUAUCAAAAUUUCAAACCUUGAUUCUAAGUAUUUUUCAAAGCAAAUGUGUUCCUUUUUCUAGGUAUUUUUUUUCUACAUAAAUAUAUGUAUCAAGUAAUGAAACAUGAA
Messenger RNA from Bemisia tabaci, 2723 nucleotides. Its product is annotated as ATPase family gene 2 protein homolog A. NCBI's taxonomy places the organism in Eukaryota, Metazoa, Arthropoda, Insecta, Hemiptera, Aleyrodidae. Gene Ontology annotation, molecular function: ATP hydrolysis activity; ATP binding. Gene Ontology annotation, cellular component: cytoplasm. The record is from RefSeq and is a predicted model, not a curated record.